AUGCCGGCGCCCAUCACCAAGGCCCCGAGCCUGGGCAACGCGAAGAAGCCGAGCGGCCGGUCGCCGCGGGGCUCGAAGCAGGCGUCGCCGCGCGUCGCCCGGGGCCAGGUCGGCUCGCCGCGGAGCGUCGACGAGGAGCCGCUGCGGCCGCAGUCGCGGUGGGACUUCCCGACGCAGCAGCUCAUGGAGAUCCAGAGCCGCGUCCACGACCUCGAGCGGCUGGUCACGGACUACGAGGCGCUCCAGAGCGAGGUCGAGAGCCUGCCCGCGAGCACUCGCUGGUCCGAGCAGCAGGUCCGCGCGGCCGUCGGCUCGCCCGCGAGCGUCGCGUCGUCGCGCGACGCCUCGCCGGAGCGGUCCCAGCCGCCGCCGCGGCCGGGCCGCGCCGCGGACGCGGCGCCGGCGCGCCGCGCGGACGCGGCGCCGCGCGACGGCGGCGGCGCCGCGGCCCCGAGCCGGACCUACCCCGUGGCGCCCGUCGAGGAGCCCAAGCUCCCGCCGCGCGUCGCGUCCCUGGCGCCGGCGAAGGACGAGAAGUACGUCGCCAGGGCGAAGAACCUCGGCGCGUACCGGCGCGACAAGCGGCGGUACACGGCCGCGCGCUACGACGACCUCGCGUCGACGCGGGACGCCCACUCGCCGGAGGUCGACGACGGCCUCCCCCACGACGUCUUCCUGCUGCGCGUCACGCGCAAGCUCGACGCGGCGCUCGUGCAGUACAUGACGCGCCAGGGCGUCCACUUCGUCGUCGGCGCGUCGUGGUCCAAGUUCUUCGAGAUGGCGGACACGGACAAGAGCGGCCGCGUGACCUUCGACGAGCUCGACCACAUGCUCGACCACAUCUUGAGGAUUCGGUCCCUGAGCCGCUACGAGCGCCGCGUCUUCUGGGCGCGCGUCGACGUCGACGACUCAGGCGAGGCGACGUACGCGGAGUUCGUGAGCUUGAUGUACAAGGUGCGGUUGGGCACGUGGCCCGACCUCGACGACGCGCGCUGCGAGGCCAUCAUCGGGGUCUUGGACGGCGCCGCGGAGAAGUGGCACCGCGCGUCCGGCAACUGGUACAAGAUCUUCCGCCAGUUCGACCGCGACGCGUCGGGCGAGAUGUCCUUCGAGGAGCUCUGCGCCGUCGUGCGGAACCGCUUCCCCGGCGUUUCGUUGGGCCCGGCGCAGCUCCCCGACGAGGACCUCCAGGGCCUCUGGAAGCGGCUGGACGUCGACCGGUCGUCGACGGUGUCCGUGCAGGAGUUCAUGAUCUUCAUGCGGCGCCACGGCGCGGCCUACUCCAUGCACAAGCUCACGGAGUACGCCAAAGCGAAGCGGGGGCUGUCGGAGCGCGCCGAGCCGCCGCCGGUCGUCGCCCUCGACGGCCCGGGGAUUUUACGGGUCUUCAACGCGCUCAACCGCGCGCUCGUGGCCCUGUUCCGGCGCCGCGGCGUCCACAGCAGCAUCCGGGGCAACUGGGCGCGCAUCUUCGCGGAGAUGGACGCCGACGAGAGCGGGCGCCUCCACUUCGACGAGUUCCUCGCGUCCGCGCGCGCGAUCGGCGUCGCCCGGGACGAGCUCGGCGACCGCGACCUCGCGGGGCUCUGGACGCACGUCGACGCCGACGGGAGCGGCGAGCUGACCAUCGACGAGUUCCAGCAGGCGGCCUACUGCCUCCAGGUCGAGCCCUGGCCCGACCUGUUGGCGGCGAACAACGCGGAGCGCCUCGCGCGGGUCAUCGAAAUCAUGAACGGCGCCGCGGACAAGUGGCACCGCGCGGCGGGCAACUGGUACAAGAUCUUCCGCAUGUUCGACGCCGACGACAGCGGCAAGAUGGGCUUCGAGGAGCUCGAGCACGUCCUGCGGGACGGCUUCCCGGGCCUCCACAUCCCCGCGGACGAGCUCCGGGACGACGACGUCAAGGGCCUCUGGAAGGCGCUCGACGCGGACCGGAGCCGCGAGGUCUGCGUCCAGGAGUUCAUGGUCUUCAUGCGGCGCCACGGGUCGGCCCACUCCAUGCACCGCCUCACGGACUACGCCAAGGCGAAGCGGGGAUUACUGGAAGUCGAGCGGCGGCCCGAGCCCGUGCUGUUGCCCGUCGAGCGGCUCCGCGCGAUCGCGCAGCGGCUCCACCGCGCUCUCGGCGGCUUCCUGCGGCGCCAGGGCGUCAAGCUGUCCAUCGCGGAGAUGUGGACGAAGCUCUUCGAGCUCAUGGACGCCGACGGCAGCGGCCGGCUCCGCUUCGCGGAGCUGCUCGAGGCGGUCCGGAAGCUCGGCCUCGGCGAGCAGCACCUCGCGGAGCGCGACGUGCUCGGCCUCUGGACCCACGCCGACGCCGACGCGUCGGGCGAGCUGAGCGCCGACGAGUUCCAGGACGCGGUCUACCGCCUCGAGGUCGAGGCGUGGCUCAAUCUGGACACCGUCGAGGGCGAGGCGCGGCUCCGGCAGCUCGUGUCCGUGCUCGACGCCGCCGCGGAGAAGUGGCACCGCGCCAGCGGCAACUGGUACAAGAUCUUCCGCAUGUUCGACGCCGACGACAGCGGCCACAUGCAGUUCGAGGAGCUCGAGCACGUGCUCCGCGACGGCUACCCGGGCCUCGGCCUCGGCGAGAAGCAGGUGUCGACGCCGCACCUCCAGGGCAUGUGGCGGAGCCUCGACGCGGACCGGAGCGGCCAGGUGUCCGUCCAGGAGUUCAUGGUCUUCAUGCGGCGCCACGGCGCGGAGCACUCGAUGCACCGGCUCACGGCGUACUCCAUGGAGAAGCGGGGCCUCACGCCCCAGGCAACGGCGCGCCCCAAGCACGUCGAGCUGCCCGUGGACCGGCUCCACGGCGUCUGCAAGCUCAUCGACAAGGCCCUCGUCGCCGACUUCCGCCGCCGCGGCGUCCACAGCUCCAUCGCGGGCAACGUGAAGCGGCUCUUCCGCGAGAUCGACGAGGACGGCAGCGACCGCGUCACCUUAGCGGAGCUCGAGGGGGCCGUGCGCAUCCGGCUCCGCCUCGGCGAGGGCCAGGUGACGAAGGAGGACCUGCUGGGCCUCUGGACGUUCGUCGACGCGGACAAGUCCGGCGCGCUGACGGCCGAGGAGUUCCAGCUCGCGCUCUACCACUUCGAGGUCGAGUCCUGGCCCGACUACCUCGCGCCGGAGCUCACGGCCGAGCUGCGGCGCAUCCUCGGCGUCAUGAACGCGGCCGCGGAGAAGUGGCACCAGGCGGGCGGCAACUGGUUCAAGAUCUUCAAGCGGCUCGACACGUCGGGCGACGGCCUCAUGGGCUUCGAGGAGAUCGAGCACAUCAUCCGCGCCAUCUUCCCGGGGCUGCACAUCACGAAGAAGGAGCUCAGCGAGGAGAACCUGCGGGGCCUGUGGAAGGCGCUCGACGCCGACCGGUCGGGCGCGAUCUCCGUGCAGGAGUUCAUGAUCUUCAUGCGGCGCCACGGCAUGCACCACGAGACCAUCCCCUACAUCGCGACGAAGCAGCAGAAGGACCGCCUCGCGUCGGAGAUGUCCCUGGACCGGCUCGACAUCAAGUUCGGCUUCGGCCUCGGCAAGCUGCGCGUGCUCGCGGACAAGUCCAAGGCGCUGCCGAAGCGGGGGCCGGACAUCAACGAGUGGGGGUUCUGCGGGCUGCUGCGCGACACGCUCGCCAUCGACGAGGCGGCGCUCUCCGACGACGACAUCCACACGAUCUGGCGCGCGAUCGACACGGACGCGGCGGGCGCCAUCGCCCACGACGUGUUCCUCCGCUGGGCCCUCGACCCCCCGCCCCUCCGCGAGCCCGAGCUCGACAACCUCGCAGCCCCAGAUGCUGCGGACGCCGCUGCUCCUGUCGCUGGACCGGAUGCAGCCGCGCGCCGCGACGAGUCCGGCGGCGACGCGGCCAGCGAGAGCGUCGAGCUCGUGGAGCGCGCGAAGAGCGCCGCGGUCCUCGGCCGCGACCUCGAGGCCGACGCUGCCGCGGCGCUCGUCGAGACGGCGACGGGCUACAUCCCGCCCUGGGCCUGGCGCUUCCGGCGCCUGGCGCUCGAGGCCCUCGGGGGCGACCCGGAGCACGUGCUGCACCGCAUGCUCCUCGACGUGCUCGCGAUCUUCGCCUCGUUCGUCGCCGCCGGCGUCGUCGUGUUCCACGCGACGGGCGCGGGCAGCGGCGACCGGCGCUGGCGACCGGGCUACUGCCUCUACCGCUUUGCGCGGCAUUCCAUCAACAUCGGCUUCGCCGUUGGCUCGGCGCCGCGGAUGGCCGCGACGCCCGCGGCCAAGGUGUUCACGAUCCUCUACUGCGUCUACGGCAACGCGAUCGUCGUCUCCGCGCUGCAACUGCUGCGGCGCGCCGCGGCGCUCCGCGAGCUCGGGCGCGCGGACCUCGCCGCGGACAGCCGCUACGGCAUGUUCCUGCUCCUGACGCCCUACUUCCUCGUUUCGCUCGCGCUCAGCAUGGUCGUCGCGAAGCUCUUCGCGGGCUACGGCGAGGCCGUCGACAUGAUCAUCUUCGCGGUGACGAACGCGACGUCCUGCGGCAUCUUCGUCGGCGAUAGGCGGCGUCAUCCGAGGAAGACGCACCUGCUAACGGAGCUCUCCUAUCUCUUAGGCAACGACGAGGAGGCGAACUACGUCGCGACGGCCUGCGCCAUGGUCGUGUCGAUCCCGACGUGCGCCGCGUGGACGGGCGAGGCGAGCCACCUGCUCGUCUCGAGCUACGAGGCCCUCGAGGACGGCGGCGCCGCCGCGGCCGAGGAGACGCGCUGGUCCCGGGGCCGCGCGCGCGCCUUCCGCGCGCUGGGCCUCGACGGCGCGGUGCAGCGCUGCGCCGCGGACCUCGGGCUCAUCUUCCUCGCGUGGGUGCUCGUCGGGAGCCUCUUCUACAAGUACGACACGCCGGCGGAUCCCUGGAACGACGGCUACGCCGUCUACUACAGCCCGAAGCCGCGCGUGAACAUCGGCCUGAACCUGGGCUCGGCGCCGCGGCACCCGACGAACGCGCCCGCGGACGGGGCGGGAAAGGGGCCCGCGAAGCUGUGCACCGUGGUCUACUCGCUUCUCGGGAACAUGCUCAUCAUCAACUCGCUCGGCCUGCUGGACCGCCUCGCGACCGUGCGGUCCAUCGAGCGGCAAAGCGGCGGCGCGGCGGGGUGGGUGCGCGGCCACAAGUACGGGCUCCUGGCCGCGCUGAGCGCGCUCUACGGCGCGACGCUCGUCUUCGCGGGUCUCGUGGCGCGCUACGCGGCGAGGUACGACAAGUUCCUCGAUUGUCUGCUCUUCGCGGUGACGAACUCCAUGACCUGCGGCCUCCUCUACGGACAACCGUCGUCGCGCGACUGGUGGUGGACGACGGCGUCCGUCGUCCUGUCCGUCCCGGCGGCGGCCGCGUGGUGCUCCGAGCUCGCGCACCUCGUGUUCCUCGAGUACGAGAACAACGAGGCCGCGCUCUACGCGAUCGCAACCAGCGGCGCCAGCACGGACACGAUCGUCAUCGCGGCCGCGGCCGUCGCGGCCGUCGUCGCGGUUGCCAUCGCCUGCGUCUGCAUCAUGCGCCGCCGGCCCAAGGCCGCCGCGGCUCGCGCGGACUUCAACGUCGAGGCGCCUCCGGAUCGCGACGAGGCUUUCGCGGGCGGCGCGUGGAACGUCGCGGGCGCGGCGCGGUAUUCCGCCUCGACGAAGACGCCCGCGCCCAGCGCGCGGGACCAGCAGCUGAUGCGCGAGUCGGAGGGCGUCGUCGCGCGGGGCAUGACCGCGGCCCGCGUCCUCCUCACGGCGGGGCGCGUGAUGCCGGUCAUCGGUCCGGUCUGCGAGGCGGCCCAGGACAUCCUCCGCUCCGUCGAGGAGCACUUGCGUAAGUCGGACGACGUCUUGAUGGCCGGGCGAAGGGUCGUCGACGUCCUCGGCGCGUUGCAGCAGAUGUCCGCGAACGCCGCGAAGCUCGAAUCCGGGAACGCGGACCUCGUGGAGUCGAAGAUGCGAAAGCUGAAAUGCCUCCUGUGCGACUUUAAGCUGGCCGUCGACGCCUUUGGACGGGAGGGCUGGCUCAAGCGCGCUUUCCUCCAGAGCGGGCGCGUCAACUCGCUGACGAAGCUCGACAAGGAGAUCACGACGUGCCUCGAGAGCCUCAAGCUCGAUUACAAGCUCGCGAUGGACGCCGAGAUUCUCGAGCGCACAUAUCAGAUGGAACAGUCGAUCGCGAUGCUCGUGGCGAAGCGCUGCUCCGAGACCCACGAGGACUCGGCCGCGGCCGCCGCGAUCCUCGCGCGGACUCCGUUCGCGAUCGCGGAGGUCGUGGAGAACGCGCACGUGCCCGACGACGAGCUCCUGAUCGAGAUGCGCGAGAUGAAUGACGAGGCCUGCGAGGCGCUGGGCACGUCGGACGGGCUCGCGAGCAUCCAGAACUCCUACUCGCUCGUCGACCGUCGCUUCGACGCGGACCUCGCGGAGGCCUGCGACCGCUGCGGCGGCAUCGGGUUGCUGCCCUGGAGCGUGCUCGGCGGCGGCCUGCUCAGCGGCAAGUACCGCGACGGCGGCGGCGCGUCGGCGACUUCGCGCUUCAUCAAAUACCCAAAGUACAUGGCGCGCUGGUGCCCGGACACGGCGAGCGCGGAGACGCUCGCCGCGUCCGAGGACUACUGCAGGCUCGCCGAGGAGGUCGGGACGACGCCGGCGGACCUGGCGAUCGCCUUCGUCCGCACGCGCCGCUUCCUCGACGCGGGCUCCGUCAUCGUCGGCGCCACGGACCUGGACCAGCUCGAGGCGAACCUCGCGCCCUUCGGCGAACCGGCGCGCCUCAACGACGAGGUCCUCGCCGCCAUCGACGCCAUCCACAUGCGGUCGAGGGACCCGAGCUGUCGCCUUUAA
Aureococcus anophagefferens is the source of this 6822-nucleotide messenger RNA. RefSeq lists its product as hypothetical. The transcript has 9 exons. The record is from RefSeq and is a predicted model, not a curated record. Bases 1 to 6822 code for a protein of 2273 amino acids. Gene Ontology annotation, molecular function: calcium ion binding. Lineage: Eukaryota; Pelagophyceae; Pelagomonadales; Pelagomonadaceae.